UAUACACCGUUACCUUGGCAACGGACUAUCAACAGCAGCAGCUCGUUUUCCUUGUGGACUCAUUGUUAGGAAACAAAAAACAAAAAAUGUCUCAGUUUGACUCAGAGAGAGUGAUCCAGAAUAUAGUCGGUGAGCUCGUGCAGGAGUGCACGAGGCGGCGGCACGUGCUGACAGAGACUUUGGUGGCGUUUAUGGUGAAAGCUGUCAUGCUGGACCCAACAAACGGCUUUGAUGUUGACAGAAAACUCACUGAACCAGAGAUGGAGAAACUUAAAGAGCUGUGUCUGGAGAAACUGCUGGCACCGUUCAGCCCGUCACGUGACAGCAUCAACAUGCAGCUGUAUUUCCUCAUGAAUUACACCUCUCAGCGUGAGUUUCUCAAAGAAAUCCAUGUCGGCCUGGAUUCUCGGCUGAGCCUGCUGAGUCGGCAGAUCACAGACAGCAGGCUGGAAACCGGCCGAGCGUCUGAAGCUGUGUACAGCAGAAUUCUGACGUACAUCUUGCUGCAAUCUUCCAUGGGUUCCCCCACAGACGCAGACAGCAAACAGGAAGCUGAAGCUGCCCUUCAGAGGAUUUUUCCUCAGUCUGAGCUGAGGUCCUUCAUGAUGCUGCCGAAGAAAAAGAAGGAAGAGCAGCUCCGCAAACUCGCCACCAUCUCCACAGGGAUUCGGCUCUUCAACAAAGGCAACCAGAACAGAGAGGGGGAGUUUGACGUCCGAGAACUCAUUCCCACUGUCCUGAAAGACGCCCUCUCAUCCGCCAGAGAAACCAUCAGGAAGGAGCUGAGCGAGACCCAGACUUUAGCUUGGAAAUUCACGGCUGUCCUGGAGAAACAAACACAGUGCAACAGUCAGAGCAGACUCAGCAAUCAUGCCGUCAUCCUGCUCAAACAGGCUCUCUACAACGUCAGGACUCAUGAAGGCUUUCUCAAAAUCUUACUGACCGAUGCGUGCGCGUGUGAAAAAGUGGUUGAACUUCUUCAGGCUGAUCUCUCAUCCCAGCUGAAGAUCCUGGGGGAAACUCUGAAGCCCUCAGGAGCUCCACCAGCUGCCAGAGUCAUCUCUUCAUUCAAGGCCCUGUCAUCAACGUGGUCUCGCCUUCUGGAUGAGGCAGAGCUCCUGAACUUCCUUCACAAGAUCACAGUGAACCUCCAUCCAUUCGUGGCCUCACAGGCGGAGGUUUUCUCUGAAGCGGAACUGGACGGCCAGCAGGAGGCAGCAGAGGUGAAGAGCGAUGAGCAGAGGCUGGCAGAGUCCUCCGGUGAGCAGAUUGAUCCAGCCCAAGCAGAGUCAAAGGAAUGGCUCAUGCCUGAAGCCGCCUCCAACUGCAGUGAACUGCCACUUCAAUAUAACGGUUUCUGUGGUUACACACUGGUGAACAGUGAUGGCCUUCUGCUUCCAGGAAAUCCACACAUUGGAGUCCUGAAGCAUGAGGGAAAGCUCUACGCUUUCAGCUCCAAAGAAGCCGCCCUGAACUUUGCCUCCAGUCCAGAUGCUUUUGCUGCAGAGGUGGUGGAAAAAGCCAAACGCUCUCCGGAGCUCGUUCACCUCCUCAACCUCCAUCAGCAGCUCUCCUGGAUCAGUCCAUUCUCUGAGGUGAAACGAGAGGAGGUUCUGUUGACAAAGACCUUUAAAUGUGACAGUGGGACACAGACAGACACCCACCCAACAGAGACCAACAUUGAUAAGUCGUACGAGUGGAAUGAAUGGGAGCUUCGGCGAAAAGCUCUCAAACUGGUGAAUCUGCGAACAAAAGCGACACACUCGUGUCAGACGGACAAGAGCCACAUGAGGCGGGAAAACGUCACUCAGACCUGGCUGCAGAAGGACGCCGCGUGCCAAAGCAAGAAAGACAGUGGCAGCAGCGCCGCCAUGCCUCACGUCUACCUGGCAGGUCUGACUGGACAAAGAGAGGCUCAGCUGGUCAAAGUGAACCUGUCGAAACCUCCUUAUGAAGAGUGAGACCUGCAGCAGCAUUUACCUGAAUAAAAUUCACUGUACCUAA
Molecule: messenger RNA, 2004 nt
Organism: Oryzias latipes (Japanese medaka)
Lineage: Eukaryota; Metazoa; Chordata; Actinopteri; Beloniformes; Adrianichthyidae
Gene: cfap206
Product: cilia and flagella associated protein 206
Biological process (GO): regulation of flagellated sperm motility; sperm axoneme assembly; regulation of cilium beat frequency
Cellular component (GO): ciliary basal body; axoneme
Source: RefSeq, a predicted model, not a curated record